This is a messenger RNA of Helicoverpa armigera (cotton bollworm), 14004 nucleotides long. It is a transcript of the gene Atg9, whose product is annotated as autophagy-related protein 9A. The transcript is spliced from 15 exons. The coding region runs from base 369 to 2669 and encodes 766 amino acids. Lineage: Eukaryota; Metazoa; Arthropoda; Insecta; Lepidoptera; Noctuidae. Gene Ontology annotation, biological process: autophagy of mitochondrion; protein localization to phagophore assembly site; nucleophagy. Gene Ontology annotation, cellular component: autophagosome; phagophore assembly site. The record is from RefSeq and is a predicted model, not a curated record.
AUUUAUUUUCUGCGUGAAAUGGAACCACUAUUUUGUUUGAGAAAAUUUACCUAUGGCUGGCUGUCAUUCAUGGUUUAUUUUCGUCAUUUGUGAAGUGUAUUCAUUUCUUUAUUGUUGGGGACUUACAAAAUUCCUUGUAUCCUUGAACUUAUUACAAAAAAUUGCUAAAAGAAGCGAUUUCAACGAAUAAUUAAUUACAACUGAUAAAAAAGUGCAAUCUUGAAAAUCCUUUGUACGAAUUCAAAGUUGAUUGUGUUGUUAUUUUUCACUAUAUUAUUCUGGGACAAAGUCAAGAAUGUCUAGAUAGUAAAUGGCUUCUGCGUAUUGUGAUUAGGCGUAGAAACGUGUUGUUUUUUUGAUAUUGCUGAAUGAAUAUGGCACAUUUCGGCAAACGCGAUGUUACGUACAGCGCUCUGGACAACGAAUUAACUCCGCCACUGGCGGGACUGGGUGACACCACGAAUGCUCCCCCUACGUUCAUCACCCUGGACCACGAGCACGAGGAUGCCAACAACGUGAUCAUCCACAAAGUGCCCAAGAACAAAGGAGGAUGGACUCAUAUAGAGGAUUUAGACUCCUUUUUUACAAGAAUGUACAGAUAUUAUGUCCGCGGGGGAUUUUACCCGAUGAUUAUGUCUGAUUUAUUUUAUUUGCUGCAAUUUAUUUUCAUAGUGUGGUUUUCCACAUUUUUGGUCUACUGUGUAGAUUAUGCAAAAUUGUUUAGAAAUGAUCCAGAUGCCAACAGGAGUGAGAAACUUAGUUUAAAUGAUGUAAUAUAUCCUCCAUCAGUGUGUGUGAACAGCGUAGCCUGGAAGUGGUGGUGUCUAAUUACGCUGUGUGCUGUCAUUUGGCUGAUGAGGCUGUUUAUAUCAAUAUACCAUUUAUAUUAUGCCUAUGACACCAAAUUAUUUUAUAAUAAUGCGUUAAAAAUUAAAGAGAGUGAUUUAGUUUGGAUUAACUGGUCCACAAUACAAGACAGAGUGCGAGAGGCACAGCCCGAACAUCAUAUGUGCGUCCAUAAGCAAGAGAUCAACGAAUUAGAUAUAUACCAUCGUAUACUCAGAUUUACAAAUUAUAUGGUGGCCAUGGUGAAUAAAAACCUGCUUCCUCUGCAAAUACACGUGCCUUGCAUAGGUGACUUUCACUACUUAUCCAGAGGAUUGCAAUGGAACAUAGAAUUUUUGUUAUUUUAUAGUCCUUGGAGUCCUUGGGAGAACUGUUGGCAGCUGCGAGCAUGUUACAAGGAUCAUUCGAAGCGGAUGCUCUUAGCUCGGCAGCUUGAGAGGCAGAUCCUUUGGCUGGCGGUAGUCAACCUGCUUCUAGCGCCUCUUAUACAAGCCUGGCAGAUACUGUAUUUCUUCUUUAACUAUGCUGAGUUAAUAAAGCGGUCGCCGGCGUCCCUAGGGCUGCGUACAUGGUCUUUGUACGCGAGGAUCACGUUGCGUCACUUCAACGAGCUAGAGCACGAACUUCGGGACCGACUGAACAGAGCUCACAAGCCGGCCACCAAGUACCUCGGAAGUUUCUCCUCGCCAAUCACUACUGUUAUUGCUAAGAACGUGGUAUUUCUAUCGGCGAGCGUGCUUGGCGUGCUGGUCGUGUUAUCCGUGUACGACGAAGAUGUAUUAACUGUUGAGCAUGUGCUGAGCAUCAUCACAAUACUGGGCUGUAUUCUAGCUGGUGCCAGGGCCCUAAUAGGUGACGAGGAGCGGUUAGGUGGUGGGUGCACGGGCCCCGCGCGUGGUGAGGAGUUGUUCGUCCAAGUGUUGGGCCACGUGCACUACCUGCCUGCGGCCUGGCGGGGCCGGGCCCAUACCAAGGAUGUGGCGGCCCAUUUCCAACAGCUGUUCCAGUUUAGAGCCGUGUACAUCUUAUUCGAGCUGCUAAGUCCGCUCCUGUGCCCGCUCAUACUAUUCUCGCUGCGAUCCCGAGCCCUGGAUAUCGUGGACUUCUACAGGAAUUUCACCGUCAGCGUGUUGGGGAUCGGCGAUGUUUGCUCCUUUGCUCAGCUCGACAUUCGUAGACACGGUCACCCAGAUUGGCAUACACCCGGCAAGUUGAAAGGUGGUAAUGGCAACACUCAAUACGACCAAGGCGAGGGUGGCAAGACCGAGUUGUCUCUGGUCGCGUUCUCGUGUCGCCACCCGGGAUGGCAACCCACUGAGCCUUCGCAGCGGCAGUUCCUACGGUCACUGCGCCAAAGCAUGCAUCAUGCUAUACCGGCUAACAAUCAUCUUAAUAAGACGAUGUUGGGCUCGUACAUACAGCAGAGCCUGUUUGGUGCUAUAACGCCUUUACCAGCCGUUCUCUCGUACUACCCGCAGCAGAAACAGCAAUACAGAUUACCAGACAUGGACGAAACGAGCGACGAAGAUGAAGACCCCGCAGCGGGUCCCGCACAUCCUCCCGGGGUGACCAGCCCCACUGGGUCAUUGGGGCUAGCGGGGGUCAGUUCUGUGUUGGGAGCUAGUGCCAUGAGUAUGGAAGCACCCAGACAGCCUGGAGAUGACACACAAGAUAUGUCUGUUAGCACUCUACAUUUGUAUGAUCUGCAUUUGACACAGGCAGGUCAAAACGUAUCCUGCUGCACGAACAAAUGUAGCGAACGCCGCCCCACCCGGUGGGGUAGCACUGAAGGUGAAGAGACCCCGCUUCUCCAUCGACCAUAACACCGGCCGCCGGCCCCGAUUGGAACCCAUCCCGUCUGGGUAUGACAAACAAUGUACUGUUUUAUAUGCACUUACGAUCUUUUUCUUAUGAAAAUUAAGCGCUUUCUUAUCCACCCCGUCUGGGUUUGACAAACUAUAUACUGUUUUAUAUGCACUUAUGAAAAAUACGCGCUUUCAUACCCGCCCCAUCUGGGUAUGACAAACAAUGUACUGUUUUAUAUGCACUUACGACCUUUUACUUAUGAAAUUUAAGCGCUUUCUUACCCACCCCGUCUGGGUUUGACAAACUGUAUACUGUUUUAUGUGCAGUUACAGCUUUUUUCUUAUGAAAUGUAACCGCUUUUGUAAAGGUAAUACUUUUUUAUAAAGUGGUUUGUCUUAUAUGCGCUUGCGACUCUGUUUUGUGCAAUCUAGGUCGUAUCUUCAUGUUGUGUGGUUCAAAUAAGUCGUUUUAGUUAGUUGCGGGUUUUUGUUGAGAUAUCGUCCACGUAGAGCCGAAGUCCGAAAAAAGAUGAAUGUCACCUUGAUGACAUUGUGAUUGUGAUGUUGAUGACAUUGAUAAAUCAUUUUCGUUUUUUUUCGGACUUAGUGACUUUUCGCUCGCGCUUACGACCUUUUAAAGCCGAACUUAUGACAUACGACCCUUUUAACGACGACUUUUAACUCUAGAAGUGUGUUUAUGGUAUACGGUCGAUAUAAGUCCUUCAUAUAAAAUAUCGUGUUUACGCUGCAUUAUGUUGGGAUACGAUUUUUUAAUUUCGUGUAUCCAUCUUGUAGCAUGUCUAUACAUUGUUUUAAGUGGAGAAAAUCCUUUUUUAUUAUGGAUAUUUUUUGUGUGUUCUUCAUAAGUCCAUUUUGCAUGAACAACGUAUGGACUCUUAUGUAAAGAUACGAUGUUUGACUUUUGGCGUUUACUCUUUUCAGCCAUGAAGUGUACUCUAUAAUUAACUAUAUACCAUGCACAUUUCUGAGCAUACGACCCUUUACUUCUAGUGUUAGAAUGACUUAUGUAGGCUGUUCAAGUGAAGAUACGCCCUUAGAAUUCGAUGGGGUAUUUGCUUUUACAAGAUUGUAAAUGUAUAUAAAACGGUAUGUCAUUUAGAAACGUGGGAGAAUUUCCAGUCAAGUUCAUAAGCAAAGGAAUUAUCGACCAUUGGACAUAUUAUUUGCUACUUUUCACUAACAUCUACAUAGAUGAAGUUUCUGAACUUGUCUAGAUAAUCUCCCAUGUUUUUAAAUUCAUACAAAAUAUAAUAAUUUCGAACUUUCUGAACGCGAGUCGUAUUCAGACUAUGCUCAAUUCACUGACGAUUUUAUAUUGUUUUUAUUAAUUUUAAGUAAAGUGGCCCGAAAUCGUUCUUUAGCUAAUUAACACGAAUUUGAAAUGAAGCAAUAAAACCCGUGAGAGAUGUUAAUGUUACCAGUUAGAAAAUAAGUAUGUUGUAAGUACCCCAAUUGUAAAGUAUUGUACACUCUGGCUAAGGCACGAAGCAUCGUUGGAUUCUGAACUUUAUUUCCACUACAUAAACUUCAAAAUUACUCAAAAAAUGAUACAAAAAAAUCUCGUUCCAAAGUUGCAAAUUAAUGUGCACCUUAAACAGUGGCGAUAAAGUUCAGUAUGCAAUGAAUGACUUGAGUAGUCUUUAGCCUAAAAUUGCAAAUGAAAUCACCAUUUUGGCCCACCAUACUCAAAAUUUUAUGUCAGUGUCAAGGGUUGGGAAAGGGGCUAAUGUUACAUGACGUCUGUUUAUAUUGUAUUUCACACUUUAUAAAUAAUUCUAGAAUCUUAAAACGCACAUUGAUAGGUCUUUACGAGACAAGUUUUUAAUGUACAUUUAAGGGUAGGACGUAACUUACUCAGGUGGACUAGUAAGGCCCUUGCAAUGACUAGAGUGUUCAAUUUGCAAUAUUUUUUAUUCCGAGCAAUUUUGUAUGAAAACUUAGCGAACCAGUAUCCCUAGGCCUCAGGUUUCCUUUCAUUUACUCUUAGAUUUUAAUACUUGAUAUUUAAUUUAUGAUGUCCACGUCCAAAUUUUAUGAUAGUGACUUUGAAUUACUAUGUAAUGAAAACGUGAUGUGAGAACGAUUUUUAUCUAUUACCCAAGUGUGCAGAAGAGUAUAGGCACGUACACUACGCGUGCCUCAUAAAACUUCGCUAAAUGCUUUAUCAAACACUUAGAUUUAGAAUGUAUUCAUUAAAACUUUAAACAAAAAAGCAAUAUUACAUUAUGACAUUAAGAAAUUCUUAGGAUAGCAAGACGAGUUUCCAUUUUUCAUAUAGCAAGCCAAAUGACAAUUUAAUAUAAAAACAACUACAUAACAUACAUAUAAAGAAAUAUUGCCUUUUAAUCCAUUGACAUAAUAAUAGUAAUCAGGAAUUAAUCGUUCCUUUCGCCUUUGCAAAUAUAUUUCAUGUGCCUGAGAAAAAAAGAGAAAACAACAAAUAUAGUGAGAUUUUCGAAGCUUCAGUAAUUUCAAAGUUUUUUAAAUUGAUAGUUCGUAUAAAAAAAAUGCUUAUUUUCAAAGUUCUGUGUUACAAGCUGACAUACACAUUUACACAAAUAAAAAACUAGACCCGAGAUUUAGAAAUUCAUCACCGAAUCAAUCGUAUGUAUGGUUAAGGUGAUUGCUUCGACUGGUAGCUUUUAAUGCGCAUAUCAGAUUAUAUUUGAAUUGUAAGCACUUUCGGAGAUAAACAAGCAUAUCAAAAAUUACUUCCAAGUAUAUUAUAACUGCGAAUGAUAAGAUCACGCCUCAUAUUGAAUGUUAACUUAAGUAAACAUCGAGUUCGGGUCCAGCGACUCGCGCAUGUACCAAAGCAAGAUACCCACUCUUUGCUGCUUUACUAGACACCACUAGAUGCUCUUGUCACUUGCGCAUGUUAACUUGCUCCAGCUACAUGCACCGUGUAAAAGCACCCUAUCACUGAAAAAAAAAUCGAAUCGGUCAAGUUGCUCCUGAAAUUAGUGAGUUCAAGAAAACAAACAAACCCUUCAGUCAGAAGAGUUAUUAUUAUAUUAGUACAGAUGUCCCGCUACCAGUUGAAGCAUUGACCUUAACAUUGAAUAAAGAAUAAAUAAUGAAAGUUGCAACAAUUGGGUAGGUGACAACAAAUUCUAUAUCGUGACAAAUUAUUCAUAUUUCUAAGGAACAUUUCAUUUUAAACAUUUUGACGUACCUAAUUGGUUAAACUAUUCACAUAUACAUGCAUACAUAUAGUGACAUAUACAUUUUUAUAUGAAUUUAGAUAUCAUAAUAUAACAACAGUACCUUUACAUUUUGAUAAUACAUACAGCAUGCAAAUUCUUUUAUUUAUAUAUGUAGUUACAUAUUCGCUAGAUACAUAGAUAUUACAUUUUAUACAUACAUUUUUCACGUGAAAUUCGACAUUGUUUACAUUAAUAUUACAUUAUUAUAAUUAGUCAUACGCAAUAUCAGCUAAAUUGUGGACUAAAAAACGGUUUAUUCAAAGUAAUUUUGCGAUUUUAUAUUCGACAUAUUCAAGAACAAAUAAUAUAAUAACUGAUAAAAAUUGCAAUGUUCAUACACAAUCAAAACAGAAUUUUUAAUUCUGUACAAUUCUUCAUUACACUUAUAAAAACAGAUUUACGAUUCAUAAAUGUGCCUGUUCUACGAUUCAGUAAAAUAGAAAGAGAUACACACGUGCACUUAAUAUAUAAGUCAUUAUUGUAUAUAAAUAAAAUUACAAUAGGAAUUAUAUCAGAAUAGUGAGCAAGUUUUAAACAAGUUUUAUGAUCAGGUAGUUUUCAUGCCUUAAUAUUAAUAUUUACUACAUAUAUUUAAUAGUUUUUCAAGGGAAGUCCCUCCAGUAAUCAGUGAAAACAUAUAAACCCGAGCCCGUAUACAAGCUGUUGAUUUGCAUCCGUGCCAUAGUCAAGGAGGUAAUUAUGCUAAUGAUUCUCGACCCAAAUCAAUAAAAAAAUUGGUACGUAAUUUUUUUUCUUUAAUUUUUUUUCGGUAUUCCGUAAAUGUCAUCUAGCCUUAUUUAAACUUGGCGGGUAUGUUACUGGCGUUAAAAUCGUGCUGCACCCUCACACAAACGCAAACACAAAGCAUACGCAACGAUCACUCAUAAAUUUCAUUCAUAAAAUGGGAUUACUUCGGAAAUACCACGACAUUACAAUGACAAAAAAAGCAGUGCAUAUUAGUUAUUUCCCAUCUAUUGUAAUUCCAAUCGAUUAUUUAUCUAUUGUAUGUCCUCCUCCUGAACUAUGGCACAAAUGCAAAUCAACACCUUGUAUACAUAUUACACCUUGUUCUAAAGGUAUUUAGGCUUAAUAUGGAAUGGCAAAAAACACCAAUUCAUAUGGUUAUAAUAUGCCUCACAAUAUAUGUAUGAAGUUCCUAAGGUGCGCCAACAUAGACAAAAACUUUUCUAUAAAGCCUAGAGGAUAAAAUUGGUUAAAAGAAAAUACUUUACUACACUUUUAUUUUCUUUUAUUACCGAUUUUAAAGACAGUUUUUGACAAUUGUUUGUGAUAAAGCGCAUGUUAUUAACUAACAUCCAGUGGUCUUUGCCUAAAGAAAACAUACAAACUUGGGUUUAUAUAUUUAUCUUUACAAGUAAUAGCUUGAAUAGAAACAUGCUAGAAGUAGUUUUGCGUAGAAUAGACAUACAUACAUUUAUAUAUAUUUACAUACCUCAUUACUAUAUACUCGCGCCAGUUCGAGUGUUCACGAUUUUUGAACUUUUAUAUCAUCUAUCAACCUGUAUAUAUUAUUACAUUACGAAAUAUGUAAUAAUAUUUAUAAAAAAACACACACAAAGUGAAAUUAUAUGUAUUUUACAAUUUAAAGUAUAGCUAGUUACAUUAUAAUAUUGAUAUAUUGACUCAUACACCAAUUGAAUGCCUUCACAGGAAUUUUUUAUCUGUUGUAAUUGACACGUCUAAAAAAAUAGUACAAUAUUUGUCUAUGCUAAAAAAAACUAAAAUAAAUAAUUAUAAAAUACUGUGAAUGUAACUGUUAUUGUUUCAUAUGUAUUUAAUAUGUAAGUUUAUUUAUAUUCUUGCGGUAAACUUUAUAUUACGAAAUAAAAUAAUUGGUCAUUUCGCGCACAUUUGAAUUUCAGGGUAGUAGACACAUUAAUUCAUAAAGUUUACAUUAUACAUUAACACCCUAAUUAUUUCAUGUUGUUUGUUAAUCAUAAAUUAGUAUCUAAUUAUCUUAUAUUUAUUUAUAUAUACCACGAAAUAUAUAGUGUAGAAGUACAAAGUAAGAUAUUGUUUAAAAUUGACGCCUGUAUGUCGAACGGCCGCCAUUUUUCCUAGCAUUCAAUAGUAUACUGUUGUAUAUUCAAUUUGUCACAGUGAACAACAAAAAUUAUAAAAAAUAGUGCGAUUUAAAACCAAAAGAGAACAAUUUCGAUACAAAUUCGGUUUCAAUACGCACUAUUCACAAAAUGUAUGUCUUUAUACAUUUAAAUAUGCUUCCAAAACAUGUAACACAUAUAUGCCUUAGAUCUGUAGUGAGAUUCACAUAUACCAGUGUUUAAAUAGUAUCCAUAUUAUAAUACAUAUUUGCAUAAAUAUAUUAGAUACAUAUUCAUCUAUAUUGAUACGCGUAUAUACAUCGAGCACCGUUACUAUUUAAAGUUAUGCAUUUAAUACACACCUAUAUGCACUUUACAUGUUAAUCGCUAGUACUAUUCUGUGAUAGGUAUGUUAAGAUACAUUUUUGUAUAUCGGCAACCCGUUGGAAAUAAAGUUACGAGGGUCAAACUGAAAGUUCUUAGAAAAUCAGAAACUGGUUACAUUAGCCAGUUAUUCGUUUUAUUAUAUGUUUUAUUGUAGUGUUAGUACGUCGAACACAGCAUUUGAGUCACCUCCGUUAAAUCUUUUAAUCAUUUUACGGCACCAAUCCACACUAUGGAGUUUUUGAGCCUCAGUCAAAUUAUGAGGUAUCCACCAGGGGCAAAGCUUCCUGACCGCUUAAUGUUCGUGGAGGAUUUUGUGCACUUGACUCAUAACGAUGCCUAAGCUUGUCCGAAUCUGCUGAUAGGUCACUCUUCUAUCAGUCUCUAUCAUACGCCGCAGAACACAGAUGUUAUCUUCAGUCGUCGCCGUAGAAGGCCGUCCCUCAGGUAAAUCAUCAGUGAGAUUAGUGCGACCACGUUUAAACUCAUUAAACCAGUUGUAAACAGUCGCACGAGAUGGGGCUUCAUCGUGAAAGGCCAAUCGUAGUCUAUCAUAACUUUCUUGUUGACUUAAAUGACAUCGAAAGUCAUAAAAAAUCAUUGCACGAAAAUUUUCUCGUGUUAAAUUCAUGUUGACGUGACACAGACAAUUUUCAAUUUGCCGCCAAAUCGUAAAACAAAUGACAAAUGAAUUAAAUAUAUACUCAAUAAUAUUGGUAAAGAGUUGUAUUUUCGAAUUUUAGAAUUAUUUUUUUAUUAUAUUGUUUAUAAGUGGCCAGUUCUAAAAACUUUCAGUGUGACCCUCGUAUUUGUUACUAAGGAUCCUUUGCUGAGGCCUGGACAAAUCCGAUAUAUAUCAAAAUAAAUAUUAUAACGAGCCUCCCGGCAGUGGUUUUCCCCACUCUCUGAGGGAACAACCUCCUGCACCGGGAUAAUUUAUAAUCCGUUCGGCCAUUUUAAUGUGAACAUGUAACAAAUACACACAAUCACACACUUUCGCCUUUAUAAUAUUAGUGUGGUAUGCCGUCACGAGUCGUUUAUUGUAUCUAUGACCUUCUAACGGGUUGUCAAUACACUACAAAUAACUGAGUACACUUACAUAAUAUGCAUAUUGUUAUCAGUAACGAUUAACACGGCACACAGGUGGCUUAAAUCUCCGACACUUUCCAUUCUGCCAUCUCGCCAAGCCUUAGGAUACUAAACAAAGGUCAAAGUUAAACCUUCCAUUUUUAACUUUUUACGCGUUACAUUAAUCUCCCUGAUAGCUGUAGUUUUAUAAAGUUAUUAAACUUUUAUACUGAGCUAAAGAUUGUUUAAAAAUAUGUUUGUAUGGCAAUUUUACUCGUUAAAUUGUAGCUGUGUAACUUCGGGUUUCAACAGCUUAUCCAUCUUUUGCUUUUCGAUUGGAUAUUGAAUUAAUAUUAAUUAUGUGAAAUUUCUAUCUCUUGUCGAAAACGGUAGAUGGGUCGGUUAUUGAAACCCGCAUUAAUUAAAUAAGUCUUCAGCUUAUAGUCGAUCGUGAUAACAUUGUAAAUAUUAAAUUAAGUGUAUGUUUUCCGAUGAUUGCAGUGUCACAUUCGAAUUUGCGAAAAGGUAAAUUAUCUUACCGUAAUAAGGUUUAAAAAGUAGUGUUUUAAACCUAAAUAGUGUUAUUACAAAAAACUUAAUCAUCCAGAUGUUUAAGAUUUUUUUUUCCUCGAAUGUAUCUUUCACUUGAACUUUUUUGUAAUAACACUUAGGACCAAUACCACCGUUAACAUAACCGACAGUUUUCAUACAACCACGGUUUAUUAUGAAUUUUCAUGUUCGAGUUUUAAAGUAAACAAUGGUUUUAAUAAAAACUGCCGCUUGCGUUCUCAUUAAACUUGGGCCUAAAAGAUUUUUCAAAAGUUCGAAAGUGAUACUGUUAAUGACAUCAUGAUCACGGCCAACAAAUGUGUAAUCACUUUGGAUUUGAUUUUCGACCGAUUUCACUAAAUUGCGGAUGUCCGAAGAUACCACAAUAGCCUUCGAAAAUGACAUUAUACAGAUUUGGAAUUCAUUAUUAAUGACUAUAUCACUGUCUUGUGAUUUCUUGUGAAUAUAACUGACAUUUAGUUCCCAACAAUAUAAGAUGAUUCUUGAUUGAAAAUAAAAUAUUCUCCAAUGAAAGGUUUACAUUUUUGAGGCCUUGCUCUACAUAUUUUUUUAAUUGGACUGUAUAAUUUUUAUAAGAAUCUUAGUUUAUUUUCUGAUAUUGUAAAAGCUGUAUAAAAUAGAAUUGCUGUCUAAGAAAUGUAGCUGUAUAAUAUUUUCAUACAAAUUGCUUAUUUUCCUAAAAACGAUUACUUUUAAUUAAUAACAUUUUGUGACUACGGGACAGAAUAAUUUAGGUACUUUUUUAUUGUAAAUAAUUAUCGACAUUGUAUCAUAUUAAAAAGUAAAGCUGAUUAUAAAAAAAAUAUGUAUAAAUGAAUGAUUGUAACUCGCCGAUUUAAUGCAUGCAAGUCAUACUUUUUGGCGGUUGUAAAAUUUAUAAGGAAACUCGAUCAAAAAAAAAACUAAAAAAAAAAACAUUUUGUAUUUUUUCUGGGAAUUGUACUAAGAUUACUGUAACUUACGUAGGGUGGGUUGCACAGUGUUCCUAACCAUUGGUUGGUUUGACCAAUUGGCGGCAAUUUGACGGCUGGUUAUCGUUCAAACUACAUGGUGCAACUCACCCUUAGUUCAUUGAAUAAGUUGGGUGCACUUCACAAAUUAUUUAUAUGUGUUUUAGGAGCGAACCAGUGGUACUGUCUCAUAGAGUGACUGCGUAGCGCUUGCUUGAUACGUAUGAAGGUACAUAUAUGAAGGAAAUAUAUUCCCGGGUUCAUGGAAGCAGCACUCAUAUGAAAUAGUCAGGCUGCACACUGUGAUACAUUUAAGUUCAUAGAUUACGACGUCAUUUUUUAUUCGAUUUCACAUAAAAACUUCAUGACUAUCAGUUAAUACUCAUACGCUCAAUUUUGGACGAAUUGUUGCACGUCUACACUUAAUUUUGUGUAUAUAGGCAAGGCACGGCUUUUUGAAAUAUAACCACUCAAGCGUCCAAGCCGCGCGGUGAUUCUCGGCCCACCUGUCCGCGCAUGAAAUGUCAAUUCCUUUUUUGCGACCAAGCGAGACUCUCUCAACAAAAUCGAUUACUACUGAAAAACUACAAUAGCUAGAUUCGAAUAAAAAAUACUCACGGAAAGCUAAAAGAACGUAAAAUUUAAUUUGAUUAAAAGUAAAUUACUUUAAUUAAUAUUAUAGGAUGAUAAUAAAGUAUAAAGUUGAGGAUAUAAAAAAAAAAAAUCGUAAUUUUUUUUAUUCAGAGUUUUAUAAGAAAAAUAUAGUGAUUACUGGUAACAAUGUUUUUUAUUAUAUUAGUACAGGAUAUACUCUUUAAAAUGAUACCAAUAUCUUAAUAUAAAUAAUUAGUUUUCUGUCAUGAAAAAAUAAACAAAGUUAAGUGUUUCUCAAGCGGUCACUGGGCCUCGGGCGACGUAAAAAUGUGACAAGAUGGCCGACCGGCUAAUAGCGUGUUCACACGACGAGGUUGUUUAAUGAAACACGCAUAUUACUGUUCGGUAUGUUUAUUGAGCAAACAUGUUUACUUUUAUAUAAUUUUAUUACAUAUAAUUUUUUAUUAUGUUAAAUAGAAAAAAAGAAAGCGGUUAUUGGUAUUACAGUAAAAUAAAUACACUGUAAAACUGUAAUUUUAGGUAUUUUUCAUUCUUUGAUAAUGAAAAACGAAAACUAAAUAAACAUGCCAUCACCUAUAAGUAGAUACAUAAACAAAGCCAAAAACCACAGAACAUUCCCAAAUUGAUCAUAAAACGCUCCGUGUGAACAAACCAUUAUUUACGUUGUAAGUACAUCAGUCCAAGGGGAGUCGGCUCACCAACACUAAAAUCAUGAAUAACGUCUUAACAUUUUAAUCAUUAUAGACCCCAUCUCAAUGUAUUUCGUUUGUAAAUGGCCAUUAACGUGCUAAUAGUGAACGAUUCUCGUAUAUUUUGCAUUUAUUUAACAAAAAUAACCAAUUAGAAUACACUGUAAACAAUAGAAAAGUAUCAAACGAUGAUCGUGUAGUGAUCGUAUAACUUUUCCAACUAAAUUAUAGUAUGUAAACGUUUUGAAAUUGUCGUAAAAAUACAUAUUUCGCAAAGGAAAUUUCUUCACGUUUAUUUUGAUAUAAAAUAACAAUCUAAAUAAGGUAUAAAACAAGAAACUUACCACAUUUUUGUCAAGAGCUCCACACACAAAAAAGUCACUUGUCAAAAACGACGAACUGUCAGUUCAAUAUAUUUUUUUAUAAAUUUAUUGUUGCCAUUGCACAGAAAAAAUCACAACUCACGGAUGACAAAUUUAAUAACGCGCCAUCUAGUAUCAAUCAACUAUAUUAAUACCACCUGGCUAUAGCGCUGUACACGUUUAAACUGAACGAUGUCGUUCGGAUACUGUAGUCACCAUGAACGCUUAAGGCAAGAAUUUUUUUGGUGACUGUUAUCACCUCGGACGCUUGAGUGGUUAAGACUAAGAUUUACUAAAUUACGGAUUUUGGUCUGCAGCUUAUUUGUAAAUAAAUACAACGACGAUAUUUGAGUGAUGUAUGUGAAAUUGUAAUAUUUUCUAUCCUGUAAUUCUUAAAGGUACGUUUUGAAUUCUUGAAGUCGGCCGCAGCUGCACUACUGGUUUGUAUGCCAACAACACAGUUGCAGCCGACCGUAAGAAUUCAAAAAGUACCUUUAAUAUGACUCAAAAUUAUGUAAUAUGAGUUGCAAUUCAGUGAACUUAGCUUAAAAUAGUACUUGGACAAAUUGUUGUUUAUAUUCUAUUCCUUAGUUUUUGUAUUUUAGGGAUUUUGCGUGGUUUAUGGGAGUGGUAAAUGGGAGAUUUUGGCUUUUAAAAUUGCCAAAAUUUUACUCUCACACUGGAAAGUACGUUUGUCGAUUUUUUUGCCAAAAGUAGUCUCAUUUUCUUUAAGCUUUGCAAAAUCCGAACAGUUGAUUGCUUCAAAAACUGUAAUAUCAUGUGUUCGUAAAACGUAUUGCUUGUCUUAUUUACGUGUAUCUGUUUUACGAAUAAUAUUUAUACGUUUUUGAUGCAAAAAGCUGUUGAAUCCUUCCAUUUUAAAUAAACUGUAUCACUAUUGUACAGCAUAACUCGACCCUGCCUUGCAAGCCUUUUGAAUCUUCGUGUACAAGUAUAAAUUUCUUAGUCGUUAGUCUUGUAAUGUGUUCAAUCUAGUGUAUUGUGCUAAUAUAUCAGUCGCCGAAGGAUAAUAAUGACCUUAUGUAACUACAGGUCCAUAAGGCAACAUGAUAUAAGUACUCUUAAUAUAACCAUAGUCUUUCCAAGAUAGAUGGCGUAUCUAUUCACAUCUAUAUUUUGUAUUCCAAGCGUCAAAGUUAGCCGCAUACAACAAGGCUAAACAAUUCAUCGUUAGUUAAACUAUUAACCAAAUUUGUAAAUAUUUAGUUCAAUUUAUUAACCAUAAGAAUAUUGUGAUAAAUAAUUAUAUAUUUUCGUCAAGUCUCGUAACAUGUCUAGAUAGUUAUAAAUAAUCUGUACGUUAAUAUUAAUUAUUUGUAACAUGAAUGAAUGAUAUAUGAAUAUUUCAGUACCAAUGUUCGCUAUUUUCAUUAUGCGCAUUGUAAAUAAAAAUAUAAAAUUAUA